AUUCAGAUGAUGCUCGAUAAAAAUGCUUUCGAGAAAGCAUUAAAUCAAGAUAAAGCUCAAGUAUCUUCUCAAGUUCCCAGUGAACCUAAGAACAACCUAAAGUUUAGUGUCCAGGAAAAUCCUGUUGUCCAGACUUCUGGUAAAACUAAAAGAGAGCAGUUGUGGGAGCAAAGGAAGAUGCAGAAAGCUAGCAAAAUUAGUCCAGCUUUUGCAGCCCCUGGGCCAGUAAUUAAAAGCACUCCUGAGACCAAGAGUACUCCUGGUUUAAAUUUUCCUGGCCAGUCAGGGUCAGCUCCUUCUAAAUUUACGAAGCCACAGGAAAUUAAACCUCAGAAUAAUCAAUCGAAUUUUCAAGUAAUAGGCAAAGUGGAAGAGACCCCAUUGACUCUGAUCGAACCAAAGGGGCAUGAUUUUGGAGCUGCUACAAAGCACAAUGCUCCAGUUAGUGUUCCAAGUGGGUUUCCUGCUAAGAAUGAAAUUGUAGCUACCAAAGAGCCUCCACAACCAAUUAAUUUUAACAAAAGACCUCCUUCAGUAGAGAAUUUCAACACAGAGUCUUUUCCGGCUGCUGAAAGCUUCUAUGGGAAAUCUGAAAAAUUUAAUAAGGAGCCUGCUCCAGUUCAAAAUCAUAAUCAGCCUCAACCCCCGCCUCCGAGUUAUGAAGAACCGAGGCCAUUGGUUCCAUCUCGAGGUGGAACACGAGAAGAGAAGAUUAAUAAAAGUGAAUAUUUGAAUGAUUGGAAAAAGGAAAUGGAAGAAAGAGAGUUAAGGAAAAAGAGAGAAAAAGAAGAAGAACGAAGAAAAGAAAGGGAAGAAAUGGAGAAAUAUAGCGAUCCUUUUGGAAAAGCAGGGGCUGGAGCUCCUAAUAAAAAUAAUAGAGGUCAAGUAAUAACAAAUAGAAGGGAAGCAGUUGAGGAAAGAAUUCAUCAUCCUCCAGCUCCAAGCUAUAAUGAUCAAAAAGUAAGCUAUAAUGCUCCACAAAUGAGUCAACCUGAACCACCACCUCAAGUUUAUCAUCCUCCUCAACAGCCUCAGCCUCAAGUCUAUCAACCACCAAAACCUAAACCAACUGUUUCUUUUCAGCCUCCAAUCCAACAAAUGAUGCCAGAGCCUAGCAUGGGCCAGAAUUUCCAGAAUCCUUAUAUGGGAGGAGGAAGCAUUAAUAAUUUUCAGGGUGGGAAUCCUUAUGAUUUCCAGCAGCCAAUGCUUCCUCAACAAAACAUGGGGUUUAAUAAUCCUAUGCCUUCGUAUCAGCAAAGACAGCCUUCUCCUCCUCAAAUGAAUAACAAUAUGGGCGGAUUUGGCAUGAAUCCAGGUAAUAAUUUUGGUAUGGGAUUUCAUAACCAACCAAUGGGUGGAGGAGGAAAUAUGCCAGAUCCGAACGGAAUGCUUCCACAGCCGCAAGGAUUUAACAAUAUUUCAAUGGAUGUUUAUCCUACCCAAGAACCAGUUAUGGCUCCUAGUAACAAGAGAACAAUUCAAACUCCUGCUGGAAGAGAUGAAGGCACAGCUCUUGAUGUAGGAGGAAAUGAAGACCUUCUUGCAAACAACAAAAAUAAACUCAAGAAUGAAUGGCAACAACAACUAAUCGACCAAAUGGAAGAAAAGAAGAGAAAAUAAAGAAGAAGAAAAGCGUAGACUGGAACUCGAAGAUUUAGAAGAAGAAAAGAAACUUCAACGUGAAAGAGAAGAGAUGGAGCGACAAUAUAAAAUGGAGCAAGAUAAAGAAAAACAGAAAUUCAAAAAUAUGCAGAAGGAAAAUGAAGCUUUGAUAGAAGCAAAGAAGAAAAAGCAAGAAGAUGUUAGAAAUAAUGCACCCAAAAUUAAUUCAAGACCUCCAAAUCCAAACAGAAGACAAGAAGUAUUCGGUAACGGUGGUCAAGAAGGACCGACCUUAGUCCCAGUGAAGCCGAUACAACCUAACUUUGAGGCUCCUCAGCAACCUCCUCAAGUGUUGGGGAAAACAAAAAUAUUUAGUGAAAUCCAAGAGCAAAUUAAGAAGAAUUUUGAUGAAGAAUUGGAUAAGCUUCGCUUAGAGAUGAACUCUAGAAAUAAACAGAUGAGAGCUCAAAUGGAAAUGCUUAAAGGCGAAACUGAUAAAGCAGUUAGAGAAAGAAAUGAAGCAAACAAAGAACUGCAAAGAAUGAAAGAACUUCUUGAUAAAAAGAAAGCUCAAGAUGGAUAUCAAAACAAAUUAGUUUCUGCUCUUAACAGAUAUGCACCAAAAGGUACAAAUGAAGAUGCUCCUGAAAGGAGAGCAGCAAGUAGAGGUGGUGUCGACAUGAACAAUUAUGAACAAAUGUUUUUCAACAAAAACAAUAACAACAUUAAUUUAGCUGGAAAAUCCCUUAGAGGGGAUUCAGCAUUAGUGCCAGUAGAUCAUAACGAUACAAUUUCAAAUUAUUUCCAUAAAGGCACUAUCAAAAAGCAGGAGCAGACUUUCAAGCAAGAUAAGAAAGGGAUUCCAAUAUAUGAGAAGAGUCCUGAGGCUGUCAAAACCCAUGCAAUAGAGGUGAAUGAGAAAAACCCAUAUACUGGGAACAUAGAGAUUCCUACAUUGGAUUCCGGAAUCAAGAAUCAGAUUUACAGGAAUAGGGUCAAAUAUCAAUUUGAACCAGAUACCGAAGAAAAAUCAACUAUAAAAGCUGAUGAUACUCUCGAUUUUAUCAAUAAAAUCAAUGGGAUUGGUGGAGACCCAAACUCUAACGAUGAAAUGAAGUUUGGAAGACAAGAUUCUUUAUCAAAGAAGGUCAACGAGAUUAGGAAAAAUAAACUCAACGAUACAGGGUUUACAGCCAACUCCAAUAAUAUGGCUCUAGAUAUUGACAACUUUCCAGCUUUGCCAGAAUAUGAAGGAAUACAAUCGAAAUUUCUAGAAAGUGCAGGGAGAGGGAAAUUAAAUGAUACUUCUUUCCAUAAUAAAGGAGAUGACUCUUUGAACAAUUCAGUCCUUAAAAAUGAUUCACCUGCUAAGUCUACCAGGAAUGGUGGAAUGGGUGUUCGUGAUUCUACUCAAUCUUUUGGUAACGGAACUGUCACUACACUGAGAACAGUGAAUACCAUUAAUCUUGAGAAGAUUAAUAACAGAAAUGAUAAUAGACUCCUUGAUUUUGAGAAUAAAUACAACUUCAGAGAUGGAGGAGAUGAUACUCUUUCAAAUUUACUAAAGAAUCAUGACAAUGAUAUGAGCUAUGAAGCUAUAAAGCUAGAUAAUGACACUGAAUUCAAAAGCAACAAUGACUAUUUGAGAUCCAUCAAGGAAGAGAAGUGGGAAGGUACCUUAAAGAAGCACCUUUAA
This is a messenger RNA of Moneuplotes crassus, 3298 nucleotides long. The record is from the annotation of a GenBank genome assembly. Lineage: Eukaryota; Ciliophora; Spirotrichea; Euplotida; Euplotidae.